Fragaria vesca subsp. vesca is the source of this 1063-nucleotide messenger RNA. Its product is annotated as probable cytokinin riboside 5'-monophosphate phosphoribohydrolase LOGL10-like. Bases 94 to 978 code for a protein of 294 amino acids. The transcript has 4 exons. NCBI's taxonomy places the organism in Eukaryota, Viridiplantae, Streptophyta, Magnoliopsida, Rosales, Rosaceae. The record is from RefSeq and is a predicted model, not a curated record.
AGUUGCUCAAUUUGAGAGUAUUCUUUCCUGAACAAAAUGCUGUUAGAUUGAGUUGAGGACACAUGCCCAAUUUGUCCAGUAGCUCACUUCUCAAUGGGGUUUUCGGUGUUGGGAUCAUUGGGUUCUCAUGUUUUUGUAAGAACUUCUCAUCCGAGACCUUUAACGAUUCAAUCGGUCAGAGAAAGAGAGAGGCGCAACAUUAGUUUCAAGCUCUCAAGGUUUAAGGUCAUGUCACGCAAGUCCGAAUUAGUUGAUUUUGAUGAGAGAACCAGCCCGAUCGAGGUCAGGAAAGAGAUUGAAAGAUGUUAUGAACUGAUACACAGACUUGGGAGAGGGGUUGUGUAUUUGGGAUCUUCAAGGAUGGGACCUGAUCAUUCACAUUAUUUGCAAGUACUUGAGUUGGGUAGGGAGAUUGCAAACCUUUUGGAAUGUACUUCAUGGACGGGGGCUGGUCCAGGGCUAAUGGAUGCUGCUACGAAAGGUGCUUUGCAAGCAGGAAAACCAGUUGGUGGAUUUAAGAUUGGCAAAGAAGCUGGAGAAUGGACAGCGUCAAAUUACCAUCCUUACCUACCUUCAGAAGUUUAUCUCACAUGCAGGUUUUUCUCUGCUAGAAAACAUGGGUUGGUAGAUGCUGCAGUUAGAAGCAGCAGUGCUGAUAAGACUGCAGUAGUUGCUCUCCCCGGUGGGAUUGGUACUCUAGAUGAAAUGUUUGAGAUAUUAGCACUAAUUCAGCUACAGCGGAUUGGAUCAGAGCUUCCAGUUCCAUUCUUGUUGAUGAAUUAUGACUCAUUCUAUUCAAAGCUACUGGACUUUCUUGAUGAUUGUGAGGUUUGGGGUACUCUCUCCAAGGGAGAGGUUUCAUGUCUGUGGAAGGUUUGUGAUAGCAACUCUGAGGCUCUAUCUUAUUUGGCUGAGUUUUAUAACUUACAUGCUAGUGACAAAGAUAACCAUGCAAAAGAAUUGCUUAGUGCAAGUUGAACAAGUUCUUGAUGACAUUUGGAGUUGAUAAAGUGGUUGUCUGUAUUUCCCUUUAGUGUAUGUUGUGAAAGCCUGUUGUGAACAU